AUGGUUGGAGAAUGGGCCUUACCAGAAGAAAUGGUUGAUAAUUUACCACCCUCCAACAAUUGCAUAUUGGGCCAUGUGAUUCACAGACUAAUUGAAAGUUCUCUUCCUUCUCAAGUUGAAUCAACAGUACCUGAGUUACCUUCAUUUGUUAUAAAAGGAUGCGUGUUGGGGAAAACAUUUAGUGGAAAAACUACUGCUCUAAAGUCUCUAGAGAAAAGCUUUCCUAUUCAGGUACUUUCUAUUGACACUCUCGUCCAAGAAGCGAUCCAAGCAUUUCACAACAAUGAGAAGAUCAGCGGAGCCCUUCAGAAAGCAGCCGAAGAAAAGGCUCUACCAGUUAGGCAAGAGAGUAGUAAAGAAAGCCAGGAUCUGCAAAAUGUAUUUUCAGCUGAAGCAUUACCAGAAACAGAAGGUACCAAUACUAGAAAAACACCAAAAGCUGAAGAAGUCGUAGCAAGUGAUAGUUUCUCUGAACUCACUGUGCGUGCUCAGCUUGGUGCAAAAUCAGAAAAGUUGCUGAAGACAGGAAAGAGCGUAUCUGAUACGUUGCUAGUCAGCAUCCUGGUACAUGCUGUUAAUCAGAUACCUAUAUAUAAAGGCUGGGUCCUGGAUGGCUUUCCAAUGACAUUAAACCAAGCGAAGCUUCUGGAGGAAGCACUCACAGGCUGCAACAGAAACCUCAUAGAACUGGAGGGAAAGAAAUCGCAAAUAUCCACAUUGGCUGUUGACCCUACAACUUCCAGAGAAGUGCCUCUUCCCCCUUCUGCAUUUGAUUUUGUCAUGUUAUUAGAUAUUUCAGAUAAUUCCUCACUGAAUCGCAUGAAUGACGUCAUGGCUGAAGCAUUUUCAAGUGAAACUCCUCAUGAAGACAUCAAUCAACGUGUAGCUGCUAAAAACCAAGAUGUGGAUGAAGACCAGAAUUUAAGAGAUCAAAUACAGCAUAGAAUUGUCGGCUUCUUGGACAACUGGCCUUUAUUGGAGCAAUGGUUUACAGAGCCAGAAAACAUUUUGAUAAAAAUUAAUGCCGACAUAGAUAAACAGUCUUUGUGCCAAAAAGUAAAGGAAAUGUUUAUGACUGAAAUAAUGAAAAAAGAGAAUAAAGUGAAAAAGAAAUUAGAAGAAAAGGAAGCUGAGGAAAAAGAAGAAGUUUCCCCAACUGAGGCUACAUCACCUCUCCCUCCUCCCCCUCCUCCUCCUGAACCAGAAAAAGAGAAGGAAGUCCACCCUCAGCGUGAGCGUUCCAAAACUCCUGCUGCAAAAGGAAAACCAGCAUCAGAAACCCCGCAUGGUAAUCGAGAAUCUCUUCAGGAAGGAAAAGAGAAGAAAAGUGAAACUUCACUCAAAAGAAAAGGUUCUCCCAGAGGAAAAUCUCCAGGAGGGAAAGUUCCAGUAAAGAAAUCACCUGCUGACUCUACAGAUGUGUCACCUGCUCCAGCAGGACCACCCCCAUCUAAGCCAGGAUCAGAAGAAUGGGUGUAUGUGAAUGAACCUAUUCCUGAGGAAAUACCGUCAUUUUUAGUACCUUACUGGAAACUGAUAGAAAAUUCCUAUAUAAAUUCCAUCAAAACAGUACUCAGGCACCUGAGAGAAGGCCAGCAUACAGUGAUUGCUUACUUAUAUGAUAUUAGAACAGGUUUCCAGCAGUUUCUAAGGUGUCCGGACCACAAGCAAGAUUUUGUAUCUCAGUGGCAGGCUGAUUUCAACUCUCUUCCUGAUGACCUGUGGGAUGAUGAGGAAACGAAGGCUGAACUACACCAAAGAGUGAAUGAUUUACGGGACCGCCUGUGGGACAUCUGUGAUACCCGCAAGGAAGAGGCAGAGCAGGAGCGUCUGGGCAUCAUUAACGAGAGCUGGUUGCAGGACUCGAUCGGAAUCGCGAUGAACCAUUUCUUCUCACUGAUGCAGGCAGAACUGAACCGUUUCCAAGAUACGAAGAGACUGCUUCAAGAUUAUUACAGAGGAAUGGAGUGUAAAAUCCCAACAGAUGACACUAAGAGAUUUACUCGAGUCCCAUUGGUCCAACUGGAUAGUAAAGAUAUUUUGGAAUUCCAGCUUAGAAUUCCCCUAGUUCCUCAAAGACCCAGUUCUCCAGAGUCAGCUUUAUCCAAACCAAAAAGAAAAGCCAUACUGAAGGGCAAGAUCGAUUACUCACUGGAAAACAUAGAGUUAAACUUUGAGGCCGAUGAGAAGAUAGUGAUGGACACGUGGCAGCAGUCUUCUUUAGCAAUAUCUCACAUGGUGGCUGCUGAAAUUCAUCAGAGACUCAUGGAAGAAGAAAAAGAAAACCAGCCAGCAGACGCAAAAGAAAAACCUCCUCAGGUAGCUGCAAAUAAAAAAGUGAAAAAGGAGCCACCCAAGAAAAAAAAAGAGGACAAAAAAGGAAAAGGUAAAUCCCCACCUAUGGCAGAAACCACUCCUGUAAUAGUAACAGCAGAGGAGGCUGAAGAAAUGGAAAUAAAAAACAAACUGAGGCUCAGAAUAAAGGAAGAGCAUCUUGCUGCCCUGCAAUUUGAAGAGAUAGCUACACAGUUCAGACUUGAACUGAUCAAGGUAAAAGCAUUGGCUUUCCUGGAAGAGUUAGUAACAAAGGCAGUUGAUGUAUAUAAACUCAUGGAAAAGUGGCUCGGUGAGAGGUACUUGAAUGAAAUGGCCAGUGUGAAAAAAUUAACUGAGGUAGCUCGCUAUCACAUUGAAACAUCAACCAAAAUUCAGAAUGCACUUUAUUUAGACCAAGAAGACUUCUGCAUUAAUGGCGAUAUAAAAGUCUUUCCAGACCUGUCUCCUCCGAUACGCCCUCCACCUGCAGAAAGGGAAGAAAAUGGCACCCUGACCAUCGAACGGCUUGGCAAUCUUCGGGAUCAGUUCUUAGAGAUAGCACCCCAAGGCAUAAUAGGAAACAAAGCAUUUGCUGACAUUCUGCUGGAUUUGGUAACCCUGAACCUUGGAACAAACAACUUUCCUAGUAGUUGGAUGAACCUCACUCAACCUGAAUUGCAGGAGUUAACGUCUUUAUUGGUAACAAACUCGGAGUUCGUGGACUGGCGGAAAUUCUUGUUAGUAGUUGCGCUGCCUUGGCCCAUUCCUCUGGAGGAGGAGCUCUUGGAGACCCUGCAGAGGUUCCAGGCUGUGGAUGAGGAGCACCUGGGCACAGUCACUUUCGAGCAGUAUAUGCAGGCUGGUCUGUGGUUUACAGGAGAUGAAGAUAUAAAAAUUCCAGAAAAUCCCCUUGAACCUCUGCCAUUCAAUAGGCAGGAGCAUCUUAUAGAGUUUUUCUUUAGAUUAUUUGCUGACUGUGAGAAGGACCCACCUCAGCUUGACUACACACAGAUGCUGCUUUAUUUUGCUAGCCAUCCAGACAGUGUGGAAGGGGUCUACAGGGCCCUCAGUGUGGCCACUGGGACUCAUGUCUUCCAGCCAAUUGAAAUGCCUCCUCUUGCUGCAGAAAAGACCUCCUCCUUUACUGAUAUGAGUCCCACUGAGGAAUAUCCUGAACUUGAGGACAAUUUUAUAAGUGAAGAAAGGGAAUUACAAGAGGAAGGGAAGGCAAAGGAAGAAGAAAUCUCUGAAAAUGCGAACACGGAAAUGAUUUCCAUGGAAACACUACUCAAAGUGUUCCGAGGAGCAAACGAAGCACAGGAUGCUAACAGAUUUGCCAGCCACCAAAAGACAGAGACCACGUAUUCAGAGAACUUCAUAAAAGUAUUUCAGGACCUAGGUUCCAAGAAUCUGGAGCCAAUUGAAGUUGCUGUUCUUCUGAAGCAUCCUUUUAUUCAAGAUCUGAUUUCAAGUUAUCCAGACUAUAAAAUCCCUGUGAGUAUUACCCCAGUGUCCUAA
Physeter macrocephalus (sperm whale) is the source of this 3834-nucleotide messenger RNA. Its product is annotated as sperm flagellar protein 2. Gene Ontology annotation, cellular component: sperm midpiece; manchette. The transcript is spliced from 26 exons. NCBI's taxonomy places the organism in Eukaryota, Metazoa, Chordata, Mammalia, Artiodactyla, Physeteridae. The record is from RefSeq and is a predicted model, not a curated record. The coding region runs from base 1 to 3834 and encodes 1277 amino acids. Gene Ontology annotation, biological process: sperm axoneme assembly.